GCGCGCGUCGUACGUACGACCGAUCGGCCUCAACCAAACGCGAAAACAAAAACACACAUACACAAACUUACAUGUCAACAAAGUGUGCGCGUGUGGUGUGAAGUUUCUAAUGAAAAAUGAGUGAGGAAAACGCAAUGGGAGACGAUCUGAAAAGACAAGCGGCGAUGUUCUAUAACACUACAGAAAGAGAGCGAUCACAAGAGCACCAAGCGACAUGGUGCUUCUGGCGGCGCCGGCGGCUCAUCGUCGCUCUUCUGGCGUUCUUCGGUUUUUUCAACGUCUACGCGUUACGCGUAAACCUAUCCGUGGCCGUGGUGGCCAUGACGGAACCAGUGGAAACCAAGUUGGAGAAUGGGACAGUUGUGUUUAUACCAGAAUUCGACUGGAGCUCACAAACCAAGGGUCUGGUGCUAUCGUCGUUCUUCUACGGGUACCUGAUCACUCAGCUCCCAGGCGGGUGGCUGGCAGCUAAAAUAGGAGGUAACAGAAUGUUCGCCAUCGGGAUAGGAGCGACGUCGCUACUAACGCUGUUCACUCCACCACUGGCACAUACCAGCACCUCACUGCUUAUCGCUGUGAGGGUAGUUGAGGGACUUUUUGAAGGUGUAACCUACCCCUGCAUCCACGCCGUAUGGUCGCGUUGGGCUCCGAGCGAAGAGCGAGCUCGUCUAGCCACAUUCGCUUUCAGCGGUAGCUACGCUGGCACCGUAGUGUCUAUGCCGCUAUGUUCCCUACUGGCACACUAUACCGGCUGGCCGGGCAUAUUCUACGUGUUCGGUAUAAUGGGACUGGUGUGGACAACAGUUUGGUGGCUGGUGGUGAAAGAGUCUCCUGAAAAGGACCCCAGGAUAUCUCCAGCGGAGUUAAAAUAUAUACAGGACUCGAGAGGAACUCAGGCUAUAGAAGGGUCCAAGAUCAAGCACCCGUGGAGGGCCAUGCUGACUUCAGGGCCAGUUUGGGCCAUCGUCAUGGCCCAUUUUAGCGAAAACUGGGGUUUCUACACUCUACUCACAUUCCUGCCUACAUUUAUGCAAGACGUAUUCAAGUUCGAAACGUCCGCAACAGGCUGGCUGUCGGCCGUGCCGUACCUCGCCAUGGCUAUAGUCCUACAGGUGGCUGGACAUUUAGCGGACUGGGUGCUAGCCAAGGGUCUCAUGUCGCGCACUAACGUCAGGAAGCUGUUCAACUGUGGCGCUUUCCUUGCACAGACAAUUUUCACGGUGGCAGCGUCAUACGCGUCUUCAGUGGUAGGAUGCGUGGUCUACCUCACCAUCGCUGUUGGUCUGGGCGGCUUCGCUUGGUCAGGCUUCAGUGUGAACCACUUGGACAUCGCGCCACCGCACGCUAGUGUACUGAUGGGGCUGUCCAAUACCGUAGCCACGCUGCCCGGCAUCAUCAGCCCACCGCUUGCCGGAUCCAUUGUCACGGACAAGACGGCAGAGCAAUGGCGAGUCGUGUUCUUCAUAUCCAGCGCCAUCUAUCUUCUCGGCGCGGUAGUUUACGGAGUUCUCUGUUCCGCCGAGCGGCAGCCCUGGGUGCUGGAGUGCGAGGAGCCGAACUUCGACACAGAUGGCGCCUCCGUCACUACUGCUAAAGGAUAUGACAACAAGGCCAUGGACCAUAGUGAAAUGUAACUUGAUAGACUGGAGAAAUUUGAAAAAAGAAGGAUAAACAGCAAUGAAAAGUAGAAAAGCUAUGAUCGAUGUAUUUAUAUCGUCAUGUUUGUUAAUCAUGUCUGUAAAAAUGGAGAUAGAUGGCGCUACACCUUUGGUUGACGCUCGGCUAGAUGGCGAUAAUAUUAAUACUUAACACAUCUCAAGUUAUUAUGGGCCAAAUUGUAAAAUUUGUGAUUCAAUGGUUUUAAGCCUGUGACGAGAGACGGCAAUCUAUGCCAGAGGACUAAAUAUGGAAAGAGUUGUAACUCCAUACAUCAC
Leguminivora glycinivorella is the source of this 1934-nucleotide messenger RNA. RefSeq names its product vesicular glutamate transporter 1 (gene MFS9). NCBI's taxonomy places the organism in Eukaryota, Metazoa, Arthropoda, Insecta, Lepidoptera, Tortricidae. The transcript has 12 exons. Gene Ontology annotation, biological process: transmembrane transport; monoatomic anion transport. Gene Ontology annotation, cellular component: plasma membrane. Bases 117 to 1634 code for a protein of 505 amino acids. The record is from RefSeq and is a predicted model, not a curated record. Gene Ontology annotation, molecular function: transmembrane transporter activity.